Molecule: messenger RNA, 2891 nt
Organism: Ornithodoros turicata
Lineage: Eukaryota; Metazoa; Arthropoda; Arachnida; Ixodida; Argasidae
Product: mannan-binding lectin serine protease 2-like
Exons: 15
Coding region: 93-2831 (912 amino acids)
Biological process (GO): proteolysis
Molecular function (GO): serine-type endopeptidase activity
Source: RefSeq, a predicted model, not a curated record
GGCCAUACGCAAACUCCCUUGCAAACAUCUCGCACGAGACUUCACGAGUCAACUGUCAGCCAAGGCCCCACUGCUUGCCUCGAGGUAUAGGGAUGUUUUCUAGUGACUGGUGGAUUGGAUUAACCGCUGUGGUUCUUUGGACAUGUUUGUUUAGUGACGGAAGAUGCACGAAGAUUUCAAGAGACCCUGACAGCUCAGUACAAGCUCACAGAGGGAGACGAUCUUCUAUCGUCGAAGAACAAGAAUUGCCGUCUUGUGGCGGUAACUUGUCGGCAACGUCUGUCCGAAGCCAACUGACCAGUCCAAAUUAUCCGGAUGAUUACCGGUCCAUGGAGUCCUGCAGAUGGACCAUUACGGGCGAUGGAAAUGUCACGGUGUUUCUCAAGCUGGUGGAGAUUGAAAAACCUAAGGAAGAGGAGGAGGAUUCGAUGUGUCCGUACGACUACUUGGAGAUACAAAUAGGCGUUCCCCCACAACCCCUCGAGAGAGUUUGUGGCAACGUCGUCAACUACCUCAUAGUCACCAACGCCACUAACGUCACGCUGAUAUUCAGAUCGGACGAAGAAUACACAGAAAAAGGAUUCCUGCUGGAAUACUACACAGACAACGUACACGGAAGGGACAUGUCGCAGCGCGGUUGUUCUAGCACACUUGUUGAAGACAGGGGCAACUUGACCAGCCCAAAAUAUCCGCUGAAAUACCCCGAAAACAGCAACUGUUCGACUCUGAUCACUGUCCAACCUGGAAAUGUCAUUGUCAUCAAAUUUCAAGAAAUAGUCCUGGAGUACGAAAAAUCCUGCCCUUUUGACUUCGUUGAAGUCUACGAUGGACCUUCACACGAGUCCCCACUUCUGGGGCGGUUCUGCAGCAAUUUGCAGAAGCGCGUCUUACGGUCGACCGGCCAUAAUGUCCUGGUGUACUUCAGGUCCGACGAUCUGAUAAACCACAAAGGGUUUCUUCUUGAAUACGAAGUGGGGUCAGAAGACCUUGUGGUUUCCACGGAAGGAGACUGUGCGCUUGCACCGAAAGUUCACAAUGGCACAAUCAGUUUCUCGGAUGAUGGGACAGCAUGGCCCGUUAACAGCAGCUGCAUUGUGGAACUGGAAGCGCCACCGGAUUUUAGGAUUUCAAUUUCAGUACUCAACGUGUCCGAGGCUGCACCCCCUCUCAACUGCAGCUCCCACUACUUCCAACUCUACGAUAACCUGUCUAACGAGACCUGGACUCCGAUGUCUCGUUUCUGCGCUGACAAGUACAACAGUACGCAAGAGAUACUCUCGACCAGUAACAAGAUGCGCCUAGAAUUCUACAGCGAUCACUUAUCUAGUCACUUCCGCCAUUUUCUGGCAAGGUACAAGCUUCUUUCGCUCGACUCUGUCGAGAGCAACCAACCCGCAAAAGAAGAGGUCGUUGUUCCAGCCAGUCAACUGAUUGAGGAAAUUCCUACAAACGCAGGAGUACCGCGUGAGGACAGUCACAUUAUAAAAUGCUCUCCAAAGUUACCGGAUGCACAGGUUACCUGGAAGAAGGACAACACUGUUCUGAACGGUUCAAUGCCGUUGCAAGAUCUCUACAUGGUGUCUCCAACAACCAUAUGGAUUCGUAAGAUGCACAGGAAAUUGAAGGGCCGUUACACGUGUAUCGUGAGACAGGAUAACAGUGUGGCUGAGGCACAUGCCACCAUAAUCAUGAAGAACGCGAACCGUCGUCGUGAAUGCGACAUAUCCUUUUAUAAGACGAUGGACGAUCAACGCCUCACCGAAGGUGCGUUGGCCAUCAUGCAGUGUGUUGUCACCAACGUCCCUCCUUCGCAAGUGAAGAUCACCUGGCUUCAGAACGGACUUCCGUUUCCUGAAAGUCCCCGGUAUACUAACGUAGAAGGGAUUGGAAUGGUGUACAUUAAGGAUGCUACGCCUAAGGACUCAGCAGCCUACACGUGCCGCGUCACCGAUCUCCGCAACAACUGCAGCAUUGAGAAGUCUGCCCUACUCAGGGUAGCAGCGCCCGCUAACGUCGAAGAAAUCUGUGGUAAGCCUUUUGCUGGUGAACCUCGUUUGGACAAGCCUCAUCAGGAACAUGGGAAGAUUAUCGGGGGCAAAGACGCCAUCAAGGGAGCCUAUCCAUGGCAGGUGAUGUUCUGGAUAGAGAAUCGAGAUGCCUUUUGUGGUGGAACCCUCCUGAACAACCAAUGGGUAUUGACUGCUGCUCACUGCUUCACCACGUACGACAUCCCGAUCAAGCAUGUUGAAGUUCGACUUGGCAAGCACGACCAGUACAUCGUAGAAACGGAACAGUUUGUCACGUGGAUCAAUGAGCUCCAUUUGCAUCCAAAGUUCAACUCCAGUAGAACGGGAGCAAAGUUCGACAACGACAUAGCAUUGGUUCGGCUUGGAGACAGCGUCGAUGUCACGGACUACAUCAUACCCGUGUGUCUAGGCAAAGACGUAGACCUCAGCCGAGAGUACUUCAACGAAACCGUAUCGAGGCAAGGCACUGUGAUAGGAUGGGGGCAGCUAACAGAAUCCGGAGAACGUCCGCGAUACCUGAAGGAGAUACGCCUGCCUAUAGUGGAUGAGAAGACUUGCCAAGGCGCCAUCAAGGACAAAAUCUGGGUAACUCCAAACAUGUUCUGCGCGGGCUACGAUCAGGAAAUCGUCGGAGACGCCUGUCAGGGUGACAGUGGAGGUCCUUUCUUAGUCGAGAAGGACGAAAGGUGGUACAUCAUUGGCAUCGUCAGCUGGGGCGAAGCAUGUGGCAAGAAAGGUCACUACGGGUACUACACCAAAGUGACAAACUACCACGACUGGAUUCGUGACACCAUUCUGUAUUGAAUGCACACUAUAUGGUUUGUAGAUGGUGCACAAGACGGUGAAAUACACUGUUGUAUUGAA